This is a messenger RNA of Amoebophrya sp. A120, 190 nucleotides long. The record is from the annotation of a GenBank genome assembly. Lineage: Eukaryota; Dinophyceae; Syndiniales; Amoebophryaceae.
CCGCCGCUCCAGACAGGCUUGGCUAGCGAGCUCAGCUGACUGGCGCGCGCCGGCAUUCUUACAUGUGUGCGCGCCGCGUGUCCCCAUCGGUCGUGCCGCUGCCAGUCUUAGUUAUCAAGCGGCACAACAGCGCCCGGGCGGUGUCUGUGUUGUCUGCCUGUUGGGGCCGGCGUUUGUAGUUGUUAAAAGA